Raphanus sativus (radish) is the source of this 1131-nucleotide messenger RNA. Its product is annotated as ethylene-responsive transcription factor ERF104. Bases 167 to 898 code for a protein of 243 amino acids. Gene Ontology annotation, biological process: regulation of DNA-templated transcription; ethylene-activated signaling pathway. NCBI's taxonomy places the organism in Eukaryota, Viridiplantae, Streptophyta, Magnoliopsida, Brassicales, Brassicaceae. The record is from RefSeq and is a predicted model, not a curated record. The transcript has a single exon. Gene Ontology annotation, molecular function: DNA-binding transcription factor activity; DNA binding.
AUCAACCCAAGGUAGUAUGAUAGUUCCCGGACCGAUCCACGAAACUCCCUCAAACCCUUCCUUUUUGUAAGCUUUCCUCACUAUAUAUUACCAUAUAUUAUCAUUGUCACUCCACUCACACUUACAAACAUACACAAAGAUCAAUAGGGUUAAACUAGGAGUGAAGAUGGCAACUAAGCAAGAAGCUUUAGCCAUCGAACUCAUAAGCCAACACCUUCUCACAGAUGUUGCUUCCAUGGAAACCAAAGUUUCCAAUAUUACCUUUCACGACGCUGACUCAUCUCUUGUUGCAAGCCAAGAUCACGACCCAAGCCCAAGAACUACCACUAAACCAAACUCUACUCUUAACCGUCGUAAACCGCCCUUACCGAACAUAUCCGUUCCAAGAACGGUCUCUUGUACGAUAAAGAAGGCAGAGGAAGAGGAGGAGACAAGGCACUACCGAGGAGUGAGGAGGAGGCCAUGGGGAAAAUAUGCGGCGGAGAUUAGGGAUCCGAAUAAAAAGGGGUCUAGGCUUUGGCUUGGGACUUACGACACCGCCGUGGAAGCUGCAAGAGCUUACGACCAAGCGGCGUUUGAGUUGCGUGGGAGAAAAGCAAUCUUGAAUUUCCCUCUGGAAGUGAGGGCUACGUCCGACAGCUGUUUCGUUGGGUUAGGGAAACGAAAGCGGCUUAAGAGUUUCCCCGCGGUGGAUGAGGAAGAGGAGGAGAAGGCAGUACCGGUUAGGGUUAAAGAUGAGGAAAAAGAGAGAGAGACCACGGUGGCUGAGGUUGAAGCGGUGCCUUUGACGCCGUCAAGUUGGAUGGGGGUUUGGGAUGUGGGAGGAGCAGGAGACGGGAUCUUCAGUGUUCCUCCGUUAACUCCGACGUCUCCCAACUCCGACGUCUCCGUUACUUGAACUUCUGAAUUGUCAACGGUUGGUGACGUUUCCACCUGCUUCACUCAUAAUUUCUUAAUUUUUUAUAGUAGUUUAGUGGUAGUGUACAGACAUCAAAUUAGUAUUUUAGUACCAAUCAUUUUAUUCGUUAAUCUUUAUAGAAAAAGUAUGGAUGUUGAAAAUUUAGAUGAUAAUUUGUAUUUGUUGAUGUUCAUAUGUAAAUUCGUUGAUUGUAUAAAAAUUCUUGUUCAUUA